Ruditapes philippinarum (Manila clam) is the source of this 3860-nucleotide messenger RNA. RefSeq names its product bifunctional purine biosynthesis protein ATIC-like. Gene Ontology annotation, molecular function: IMP cyclohydrolase activity; phosphoribosylaminoimidazolecarboxamide formyltransferase activity. The transcript has 19 exons. The coding region runs from base 119 to 1900 and encodes 593 amino acids. Gene Ontology annotation, cellular component: cytosol. The record is from RefSeq and is a predicted model, not a curated record. Gene Ontology annotation, biological process: 'de novo' IMP biosynthetic process. NCBI's taxonomy places the organism in Eukaryota, Metazoa, Mollusca, Bivalvia, Venerida, Veneridae.
UAAUGACGUCAUGUGUAAAUGGUGUAAUUACACGAAGGGUAAUAACUGUGCAUUUACUGUACAAUCGCCGAAGCGAGGGAAAAGUUGAACACGUGUGUCAAAUAAAAAACUCAAUAAAAUGGAAGACAAAGGAAAUAUUGCAUUGCUGAGUGUGUCAGAUAAAUCAGGUUUGAUAGAGUUUGCCAGUGAGUUAUCUGCUCUUGGAUUCAAACUUGUUGCCUCAGGUGGUACAGCCAAGGCAAUCAGGGAUGCAGGACUAGAAGUCAGUGAUGUUGCUGAUAUAACAGGAGCACCAGAAAUGUUGGGAGGUCGGGUGAAGACACUACAUCCUGCUGUACAUGGAGGAAUUCUGGCAAGAUCAACAGAGUCUGAUAAGAAGGAUUUGGCAGAUCAAGGAUUUCAAAUGAUAAGGAUAGUAGUGAACAAUUUGUAUCCGUUUGCCAAAACUAUAGCCAAGCCAGAUGUGUUUGUACCAGAAGCUGUAGAACAGAUUGAUAUUGGAGGUGUGACCCUUCUACGAGCUGCAGCAAAGAAUCACGCAAGGGUCACAGUGGUCUGUGAUCCUAAAGAUUAUAAAAGAGUGUUGGAAGAACUUCAGACGUCCGAUGAUAAGGACACAAAACUUGAAACCAGGCAGAAACUUGCUGUAAAGGCUUUCAACCACACUGCGGAGUAUGACGGAAUGAUCUCGGACUAUUUCCGUCGCCAGUUCAGUGAAGGAGUCUCUCAGUUGCCGUUGCGGUAUGGCAUGAACCCUCACCAGAAACCAGCACAGAUUUCUACCCUACUAGCCGAACUACCAUUGAAAGUUGUAAAUGGUUCUCCUGGAUUUAUCAAUCUGUUAGAUGCAUUAAAUGGCUGGCAGCUGGUGAAGGAACUGAAGUCAGCUUGUGGUACUGCUGCGGCAACCUCCUUUAAACAUGUCAGUCCAGCUGGAGCAGCUAUUGGUGGACAUGGGAUGUCCGAGGAAGAUAGUAAAGUAUGUAUGGUAGAUGAUAUGGAGAAUUUAUCUCCCUUAGCUGAAGCCUACGCUAGGGCGAGAGGUGCAGACAGGAUGUCAUCAUUUGGAGAUUUUAUCUCACUAUCUGAUGAAUGUGAUGUUCCUACUGCAAAGAUAAUCUCUAGAGAGGUCUCAGAUGGAGUUAUUGCCCCUGGAUAUGCACCAGAAGCUAUAGAAAUUCUGAAGAAGAAAAAGAAUGGAAACUAUUGUGUCCUGGAGAUUGAUCCAGAAUAUGAGCCCCCAGAGAUGGAGACAAGAACAUUGUUUGGUCUACAGAUGACACAGAAAAGAAAUGAUGCCAACAUCAAUAAACUUGUCUUCAAAAAUGUUGUCACUUCAAAAUCAGAGGUGUCAGAGAAGAAUGUUAGAGAUCUGAUUGUUGCCAGUAUAACAUUAAAGUAUACACAAUCCAACUCUGUUUGUUAUGCUAAAAAUGGUCAGGUUAUUGGGAUUGGAGCCGGGCAACAGUCAAGAAUUCAUUGUACUAGACUUGCUGGGGACAAGGCUAAUAACUGGUGGUUAAGACAGCAUCCCAAAGUGAUGAACAUGAAGUUUAAGAAGGGAACAAAGAGAGCAGAGAUGGCUAAUGCCAUAGAUCAGUUUGUACUGGGAACUGUUGGUGUGGAUUCAGACAGAGCAAGUUGGGAGAGUGUGUAUGAUGAAGUACCAGAAAUGCUUACAGAGGCAGAAAGGAAGGAAUGGAUCUCCCAGUUGAAAGGUGUGGCACUUAGUUCUGAUGCUUUCUUUCCAUUCAGAGACAACAUUGACAGAGCGGUACAGAGCGGAGUUGAGUUUAUAGCUGCACCAGGGGGCUCCACUAAUGAUGAGGGUGUGAUCAAAGCAUGUGAUGACCACGGCAUAGCUAUGAUUCAUACCAAUCUUAGACUCUUCCAUCACUGAACGCAUAAGAUAUGUCUAAAAAAAGAGAAAAGAUCAAUUAUUGGACAAUUUGAUGAAUUUAUUUCUGAAUUUUGAAAAGAAACAUUAUUUGGUAGUAAUUUCAGGUGUAGAUUAUAAUUAUAAAUGAUCAUACUUGUUUGCAUAAAUACAAUCAGAAUUCCUGCCUAGCUGAACAAUCCGUGCUUUUUUACCAUGUGAUUAUUUUAGACUGGUUGGGGACCACCAAAACCAGACAGCCACCAAACCCGGACGGCCCAGAAAAUGCUUAAUUUAGUAUUUUCUUUGUUCAGUGGUUGUCAGUCACUUUUUUAUCAACAGUAAAUGCAUGUUUCUUCUAUAAUUUAGUAAACAAAUUUAUUUCAACCUCUGUAAAUGGUAAUACUUUAAUGUCUAUUUUAAUAAUGUUGACGUUGAAAUUUGGGCGUCAAGAAAGCAAUGCCUGAUCUCCUAUACCAGCUAUAAUCAUUUGCAAAAUAACAAUAGAAUUUCCAAAACUUCAGCAUUUGUUGCUGAAAUAUUGUAUAUCAUGUUAAAAAUUAAUACACCCAAGCUUUUAUAUGAAUUAAAUCACUCCAUGUAAAUAUCUGUCCUGACCGUAAACAAUUUUGGUAAGUUUGAUACCCUCCUUGAAGAGCCUCUGACAUAAGUGUCAAUACAAUCAGAAAUAAACAAACUAGUUUGUUAGUUAGGAGAAGAACCUAGCUGUACUGUCUCAAAUUUUUAGGUCUCUGAGUUGGAAAUUAUGAAAUCUUUAUGGGAAAAUGUUCAAAAAGUGUCCGGUUGAUGGUCCCCGACCAGUACAUAUCUAAGUUACAUAUUUUUUUAUUAAUAAAAUAUUUCAGAGAUUUUUUUUUUCUUAAAAUUUACACAAUUUGUAUUUCUAUGCAAAUUUCACUUGUUUUUGUUUGUUUUUCAAAUUUACAGGAAAUCCAGUAUGUUAUAAAGUCUUUCAAAUAUAUUUGAACAAAAACAUUGUUUCCAUGUGCCAUAGUUAAUUAUUAUUGUUGUUCAAGACAAAAUGUAUUUUCAAAUAACAUUUUUUUAGUGUUUAAUUAAUGACUUCAAGUUUAAAUAUUUUUUUGUAACCAGUAAAAAAUUAUAUUUAAUGAUAAUACUCAGUAGUUAAUUGUUUGUAAAUUGUUGAUUUGUUAUGUUAUGAAUGUUCCAGAUAUAAGAUGGGAUUAUUGCAUUCCAUGUUCCAAUUAAUUGAAAAUUAGUUAUGUUCUAUCAUAAAGAUUAAAAGAAAGUGCUCAUUUUAAAAGUUUAUAGCCUUCUUCAUGGUCUCCAGUGGUAUGCAUAUAGUAAACAGUUUGUCUGAGAUCAUUCUUAACAUUUUUACCAAUUUCUCUGCAAUGUCCUCUACAUGGAAUUCAUCCAAUUGUCUAAAAAAUGAUUCAGUGUUAAUAAGGGCUGGAUAUAAAAAAAAAAUUUCCUCCAUUUUAAACCAUUUUGAUAUUCUUAAAGCAAAUUUCCCCAUGUGCCUUUUUGUUUUGAUAGUGAACCCUUAGAUUCUUCUUGUGUGAGUAUUUAUUGAUUCAAACAGUGGUCAAGGUUUGAAAAGAAAUAGGUUGUAAAAUUAACAUUGAAAUGUAGCAGAGUCUUGAAGUAUAUUAAGGUUAGUUAAUGAAUUAUGUGACAAAUAAUGAUGAGUUUUGUUGGUGGGAUAUGCAUAGCCAAUAGUUUAGGUUGAUGACUUCAAACAACUUGCCUCAAGCCUUGCAAGCAUCUUCCAAUUUUUUGAUGUGGGUAAGCUAUCCAGCUAGCUUACAGAACACCAAUGGUUCUACUCACGUGUCUGAAAUAACACAUAGAGGGGUACCUUAGGUCUUCCUCCAACAGUAAAGCUAGAAAGUCACCAUAUGACCUAUACUGUUUUGGUGCGACAUAAAACCCAAUCCCAAAAAAAAAAAAGAAUGAGUUUUGUUUAAUUUUUUUUUUGUUAUAUAAAGUUAAUCAUAUU